CUGGCUGUUCUUGCUAUAUAAGGGCCCUCCUGUGCAGAGAUUGACAGGAGGAGGUAGAGAAGGAGAGCUUGGAUUCCUGCUGAAACUCCUCAGAGAGAUCCAGGAAGGAAGAUGCUUAAGAUUUGGGGGCUUGUUCUCUUCUAUGGACUGCUCACACAGAGCUCAGCCUACCCAAAAAGACACAAGCCAAUCCUGGCUCAUCCACAUGCAAAAGUACCUGUUCAAGCAGAAGCAUCAGCACGGGCAAACUUACUCUUAAAAACAGCUACCAGUUUACACAGUCAACUGUUGAACACAAAUACUCCCAGAAAUCUUAAGAAACUCUCCUUCAUGAAGGCUGUGCAUGCUAUUCAAGGUGGAUUGCUUGGAAAUUUGCAUGCAGGAAUGGAUGGCAAGUUUUUUGACCUGGAGUUAUCUUCGAUUAAAGUUAUAAAGGCUCAGAUCUUUGAUAUCAAUAUUACACAAAGUGAAGACAGACAUCAGCUAUUAGCAACAUUCCCUACAACCUUGGAUAUGGAAGCAAAUAUAAAGUUUCUUGGAAAUAUUGGCUUCGUAAUAGAAGUGAACAACAAAUUUCAGAUUGGAACAGAAAUGGAUGAAAAUGAAGAUGGUUACCUGGUCAUUCAGAAUUGUAACACUGACUUUGUCAGUUUACAAGUCAAAACUCAUAGUAGGAUACUCAAUUCUAUCUUGGAUGUAUUUAGAAGCGUUCUGAAUGCUGUGGUCCCCGAGCUGGUAGAGGAAGCACUCUGCUCGGCAGUCAGCACGUGCUUACCGAAGUUAGGUGUUAAACUGAAAACGGCUCUUGUGGAUGCAUUAAUAUGUGGAUAUGAUCUUAAUGCUAAUUAAUGAACCUUCCAGAAAGCAGACCAACUUUAUUCCAAACAGGACUUCAAGGUCAGAGACAAAUUGCUGUAUUUGGUGUCAGAAGAGAUGAAAUGUUUUGCAUCUUCCAGGGUCCAUCAAGUUCUUUUCCCUUGGAUUUGGAGCCAUUUUCCUUGCAUGAAUAUUCCCUCUGGGAAAUGUGUUUCUUCCCCCUGAUUUCUCUUAUAAUAAAUUUCCACUGUCUAAGCA
This is a messenger RNA of Vombatus ursinus (common wombat), 1074 nucleotides long. RefSeq lists its product as uncharacterized. Gene Ontology annotation, molecular function: lipid binding. The coding region runs from base 112 to 849 and encodes 245 amino acids. Lineage: Eukaryota; Metazoa; Chordata; Mammalia; Diprotodontia; Vombatidae. The transcript has 9 exons. The record is from RefSeq and is a predicted model, not a curated record.